ACCUGUCUGGCUUCAUAAACUCAUUGUGGGAUCACUUCUGGCAACAGGCUCGUGUUUUCUUGAGUAUUUAAAAAUGUCAAAAAAAAAUCUUUUGAAAACAACCGUGUUAAACUAAACCUUUGCGGGAUGUACUUGGGGCGCUCCCCACACCCUGCGAGUCACUAGUGUCCCUCCCUGGUCUUCCCCUACUGUGGCCAAGCCUGUUUUCCGUGCCGGUGGCGGACUCCACAGCCCUCCAGCGUCGUGAACCUCCUGGCUUCUUGAUUUGUCAACCUGCUCAGCGCACGCCAAUCCCCUCCAGCCGCAGGCUUUCCACUGACAAGCGCUCCCCAGUCCAAACACCUGCUGCUGCUUAAGGGCCUUACCGAGUUCGUGGAAGAUGUGUGGGCGUGACAAGAGCUCCUAGGAGAGACAGAGGGACAGUCUGAAGCUGUGGGUGUGUCUCAAACUGUCUGGGGCUGGAGAGUCAGUGGGGGGAGAAUAACUAAUUAUUUGUAGUGGCUGGCCAUUCCGAGCGUGAUUCUCGGUAGGAGAAUGCGGUACUGGAGGCAGAGCUCAGGAGCACCGACCCCGGUGGAGUGAUAUAGGGGAAUCAGAAUCCGAUGGGCGACCCCGCAGGUGAGCUGCGGCUCAUAGCGGCCUUUCUUUUUCUCCUGGACCAAGUAGGAGAGAGGAAUGUCGCUCGCUGGAGCUCCUCUGCCGCUCCAGGUGCCUAUGUGGAGCUGCGGGUGGUGGUGGCCCAAAACUCUUAGCAGUAAGGCAACUCAGGUUGAGCAACCUUCCCUGCUGGAGAUUUAGUCUAGUCCUUCAGGAAGAGCCUCUGAUCCCAUUUAGGAGCAAUUUUAUCAUGGGCAUCUGGCAGGUUCCAGUGAGCUUUUUUUUUUUUUUUCAAACCUGCGUUAUUUACAAGGACGAGACUGGGCUGUUCCGUGGAGGCCGGGACGACUUCAGCUUUGAGUUAAUGGAUACAUAAUUGAGGAACAACGUGGAAUCAGUGUCAUCGUAAAUGAUCUAGUGCCUCAAGUUAAUUUCACCCGUGUUUGUUCCAAGAACAUUCAGGUCAGUCGUCUUGGCUAGUCAGCGCCCACCAAAAAGAUUUCUUUUCCAUCCAGCAUUUCAGACACAGACUUCAAGUUCUUGGCGCUCACAAGUUGCAGGAGCAUGUUUCACGUCUUGUCUUUUUUAAAAGGUAACACGUUAUUCCUUGUUUUGCUUCUAGGAAGCAGAAGGUUGAGGAAAUGACUUGGGCGGGUGCAUUUAUGCAGCCGAAAAAGACACAGGCUCCCUCCCCUGGGACCUGCGCGACUCGCACUCUUUCCGAAGGUGCCCUGGCAAAGCGUCCGGUUUUUUCGGACGCUCCGGGUCCCAGUGCCUUACGUGGAGGGUCUCUGGCGCCUUCCUUCGCCGUCUGGGGACACUCUGGCCUGGCCGGGUCAGAGACCGGCGGGACCGUUCGGGAGAGCGCCCGACUGCGCCUCGUUCCUCGGUGCCAGAGACACCGUUGCGGAGGCGCGGCCAGCUUCCCUAGGAUAAGACUUCCCGCCCCAGGGGCAGGGCGGUGCACUUAGCCGGUCCCCUCCUCAGUUUCGGGCAGUCCCCAGAGCUGAGUAAGCCUGGUGGAGGGAACCGGGCAAGGAUUUCCUGAGAGCGAUGGGCAGGAGGGGCGGGGACAGGAGGGCACGGAGCAAGAACCCUGAACCUGCGAACCUGCCGGGAGACCCGCGCUCCCAGCUCCUCCGCACGCGCGCUCCUGCUCCGGGCCACCCGCCCUCGCCGGCCCCCGCCCCUCCGGGAGGAAGAAGAGGAAUAUGGUUCAGGGUCAAAGUUAAAAGGCCCUGAACUGAGUUUAAAAGGCGCCCAGCACGUCAUGAGAGCCGGCCAGACUCUUUUUCUCAAGUGCAGAGGGGAGGCGGCCCACACGUGGUCUCUGCCUGCAACUGUGGGUAUGGAGGAGAAACGGCUGAGCGUCACUAGGUCUACCUGUGGGAGGAACCACAGACAGUUCUGCAGCACCUUGACCUUGGACAUGGCGCAGGCCAACCACACGGGCCUCUACACCUGCAGAUACCUCCCCAAAUCUGUGUCCAAGAAGAAGAAAAUGGAAUCUGCCAUCUACAUAUUUGUCAGUGAUGCAGAGAGUCCUUUCAUAGAGAUGCACAGUGACAUCCCUAAACUUGUGUACAUGAGGGAAGGACAAGAACUUAUCAUCCCCUGCCGAGUGACGUCACCCAACAUCACAGUCACCCUGAAAAAGUUUCCAGCUGAUACUCUGAUCCCUGAUGGAGAAAGGAUCACAUGGGACAGUACGAAAGGCUUUAUAAUAGCAAAUGCGACAUACAGAGAAAUAGGACUUCUGAACUGCGAAGCCACAGUCAACGGGCGCCUCUACCAGACAAACUAUUUGACCCAUCGGCAAACCAAUACAAUCCUAGAUGUCCGCAUAAGCCCUCCAAGCCCGGUGAGACUGCUCCGUGGCCAGACUCUUGUCCUCAACUGUACCACAACCACCGACCUGAACACGAGGGUGCAGAUGAGCUGGAAUUACCCUGGCAGAGCAACUAAGAGAGCUUCCAUAAGGCAACGGAUUGACCAAAGCAAUCCCCACAACAAUGUGUUCCACAGUGUUCUUAAGAUCACCAACGUGCAGAGCCAAGACAAGGGACUUUACACUUGCCGCGUGAAGAGUGGAUCGUCGUUUAGAUCUUUCAACAGCUCCGUGCAUGUGUACGGAAAGGGAUUCAUCAGCGUGAAGCAUCGGAAGCAGCAGGUGCAGGAAACCAUAGCGGGAAAGCGGUCCUAUCGGCUGUCCAUGAAAGUGAAGGCCUUCCCCUCGCCAGAAGUUGUAUGGUUGAAAGAUGGCUCGCCCGCCACGGAGAAGUCGGCUCGCUAUUCAGUGCACGGUUACUCACUGGUUAUCAAAGAUGUGACUACUGAGGAUGCAGGGUACUAUACAAUCCUGCUGGGCAUAAAGCAGUCAAACCUCUUUAAAAACCUCACUGCCACCCUGAUUGUAAAUGUGAAACCUCAGAUCUAUGAGAAGUCCGUGUCAUCCUACCCGAGCCCGGCUCUCUACAUGCUGGGCAGCAGACAGGUUCUCACUUGCACCGUGUAUGGAAUCCCUCAGCCUACAGUCGAGUGGCUCUGGCACCCCUGUCACCACAAUCGCUCCAAAGAAAGGUAUGACUUCUGUUCUGAGAGUGAAGGGUCCUUGAUCCUGGGUCCUGACAGCAACGUGGGAAACAGAAUUGAGAGCAUCACUCAGCGUAUGAUGGUCAUAGAAGGAACCAACAAGACGGUUAGCACCUUGGUGGUGGCGGACUCGAGAACUUCUGGAAUCUAUAGCUGCAAGGCCAUCAAUAAAAUAGGGACUGUGGAAAGAAACAUAAAAUUUUACGUCACAGAUGUCCCGAAUGGCUUCCACGUCUCCUUGGAAAAGAUGCCCACAGAAGGAGAGGACCUGAAAAUCUCCUGCACGGUCAACAAGUUCCUGUACAGAGACAUUACCUGGCUUCUACUCCGGACAGUUAAUAACAGAACCAUGCACCACAGCAUCAGCAAGCAGAAGAUGGCCACCACCCAAGAGUAUUCCAUCACUCUGAACCUUGUCAUCAAGAAUGUGUCCCUGGAAGAUUCAGGCACCUAUGCCUGCAGAGCCAGGAACAUAUACACAGGGGAAGAAAUCCUCCGGAAGACAGAAGUUCUCGUUAGAGACCAGAAGGCGCCGCACCUGCUGCAGAACCUCAGUGACCACAAGGUGUCCAUCAGCGGCUCCGCGACCUUAGACUGCCUAGCUAGCGGCGUCCCUGAGCCUCACAUCGCUUGGUUCAAAAACAACCACAAAAUACAGCAAGAACCUGGAAUUAUUUUAGGACCAGGAAACAGCACGCUGUUUAUCGAAAGAGUCACAGAAGAGGAUGAAGGUGUCUAUAGGUGCAGGGCCACCAACCAGAAGGGCUCCGUGGAAAGCUCAGCCUACCUCACCGUGCAAGGCUCCUCGGACAAGUCGAACCUGGAGCUGAUCACGCUCACGUGCACCUGUGUGGCUGCCACGCUCUUCUGGCUCCUUCUAACUCUCUUCAUCCGGAAGCUGAAACGGUCUCCUUCUGAAGUAAAGACGGACUACCUGUCAAUCAUAAUGGACCCCGAUGAAGUCCCCCUGGAUGAGCAGUGUGAACGGCUGCCCUAUGAUGCCAGCAAGUGGGAGUUUGCACGGGAAAGACUUAAACUAGGCAAAUCGCUCGGCAGAGGGGCCUUUGGGAAAGUGGUCCAAGCAUCUGCAUUCGGCAUUAAGAAGUCGCCCACCUGCCGGACUGUGGCUGUGAAGAUGUUAAAAGAGGGGGCCACGGCUAGCGAGUACAAGGCUCUCAUGACGGAACUCAAGAUCCUGACUCAUAUCGGCCACCAUCUGAACGUGGUCAACCUCCUGGGAGCCUGCACCAAGCAAGGAGGGCCGCUGAUGGUGAUCGUGGAGUACUGCCGAUACGGGAACCUGUCCAACUAUCUCAAGAGCAAACGCGACCUGUUCUUUCUCAACAAGGAUGCAGCCUUGCAUAUGGAGCCCAAGAAAGAAAGCCUGGAGCCAGGCCUGGAGCAGGACCAGAAACCUAGACUCCACAGUGUCAACAGCAGCGAGAGUGUCGCCAGCUCGGGCUUCCAGGAAGACAAAAGCGUAAGCGAUGCUGAAGAAGACCAGGAUUACAGUGAGAUCUCCAAGCAGCCCCUCACCAUGGAAGACCUGAUUUCCUACAGUUUCCAAGUGGCCAAAGGCAUGGAGUUUCUGUCCUCCAGAAAGUGCAUUCAUCGAGACCUGGCAGCACGAAACAUCCUUUUAUCUGAGAACAAUGUGGUGAAGAUUUGCGAUUUUGGCCUGGCCCGGGAUAUUUAUAAGAACCCCGACUAUGUGAGGAAAGGCGAUACUCGACUUCCCCUGAAAUGGAUGGCUCCUGAAUCCAUCUUUGACAAGAUCUAUAGCACCAAGAGCGACGUGUGGUCCUAUGGAGUGUUGCUAUGGGAAAUCUUCUCCUUAGGGGGUUCUCCAUACCCAGGGGUGCAGAUGGAUGAAGACUUCUGCAGCCGCCUGAAGGAAGGCAUGAGGAUGAGGGCACCAGAGUACGCAACGCCUGAGAUCUACCAAAUCAUGUUGGAUUGCUGGCACAAAGACCCCAAAGAGAGGCCCCGGUUUGCAGAACUCGUGGAGAAACUCGGUGACCUGCUUCAAGCCAACGUCCAGCAGGAUGGGAAAGACUACAUCCCGAUCAAUGCCAUACUGACGAGAAACAGUGGCUUCACCUACUCUGUCCCCACCUUCUCUGACGACUUCUUCAAGGGUGGAUUUUCAGCUCCAAAGUCUCCUUCUGGAAGCUCUGACGAUGUAAGAUACGUCAAUGCUUUCAAAUUCAUGAGCCUGGAAAGAAUCAGAACGUUUGAGGAGCUUUCGCCAAACGCCACCUCUAUGUUUGAAGAUUAUCAGCUAGACACGAGCACUCUGCUGGCCUCCCCGCUGCUGAAGCGAUUCACCUGGACUGAGACCAAGCCCAAGGCCUCCAUGAAGAUAGACUUGAGAAUAACCAGUAAAAGCAAGGAGUCGGGGCUUUCUGAUGUCCCCAGGCCCAGCUUCUGCUUCUCCAGCUGUGGCCACAUCAGGCCUGUGCAUGACGACUCUGAGCUGGGGAAGGACCCGUGCUGCGCGCCACCCCCAGACUACAACUCCGUGGUGUUGUACUCCUCCCCGCCCGCCUAACGCUCUGAGCCCGCCGCAGACCGCUACCCUGACAGUAUUAUGCAUAUAUGAGUUUACACCUAUUCCUCUCCGCAGGAGCCGGCUGCUUUCUGUGACUUAAUAGUGCUUUUUCGUUGUUUUCGUUACUGUUGUUUGGACUAACAAGAAUGUAACCCCAGAUCGUGACAAGUGAGGAACACUAGUGCUCAAUCCUCGUGUGACUCCGUGUAAGAUAAAUCCUUUGUAAGCCCAAUGACUCACCUGCUCCAGCCCCCAAAGCCUCAGGGCACCCUGGACAGGCCAUGUGCUGGCCAUGGCACCCAGCGUGGGUCCUCGUGCCCACCUUCCCUCCCUGCAGCUGGGGGGCAGGUGCUGUAGGCUCCUUUGCCCACAGCGGCAUGCACUGGCCUGCUCUAUCUCUGGAGUUCUCUGGCAGACAUUAAGACAUUCCCUGGAGGUGAGAAAGGGAGACCAGAGCCAACAAGAGACACAGGAAAAGGCCUUGGGAUCUAUCAUGUGGAGAAGGUGCAGGGGAGGGCUCCUCAGUGCCACUUUAACGAUUUCUCAUUCCUGGCCUCUGCUUUUUGGGCACCCUACCAAAAGGUGAUAGGGCAGAAUGUGUGGGAUUUUCUAGAUUCUGAGAGGCAAGGACAAAUGUUCUUGGGAACCACAGAAAAUCUUAAAUCUUUCCCUGGGAAUCUGUUUCUGUUGCCCGACACCAUCCACAGCAUGUUUAUCAUACAUCGGUAAGGUUGGCAUGUGACUCAGUUCCUCUGGUGAGACACACUGAAAUCAGAGCCAAACUUGGAGGCCUCAACUUAGCAUACUGCUCAACGGGAGCUAAGCAGUCUGGCCUAGGGGUGGUCUACCGAGAGAGUCAAAAGCCACAAAACAGUCGGUUCUAUUUCAAGUAUUAGUACAUAUAUGACACUUUUGCAUUCUCCUGUCUGAUACAGUUAGCUAUUCAAGGCAGCUAGGGAGAGUUAAGAAGACGGUUUUCUAUGGAUCCAAACCAGGAUGAAUGGACUAAAACCUAGUAAGGCAGAGUGGAUGCUUCCAUGUAUGAUAGCCAAGCCAAUCCACCCGGAGUUGGGACCUCACUGUUUUCUUUUUACUUUAUCAUGAGUUUUGUCAUCUCAAUCCAAUCUGAGAGGAGCAAAAGAGCAUUAGCUAGUGUUUAUUAAGCACUCUAUGCUCCUUGGAAGAAAAUUGAUGUGCAAUUUAUGUAAGCUAUUUCUACAACUGGGGCUCAGGAUAUUAGUCAAUGAACCAUCAAAACGAAAAAAAAAUCUUAUUUUCAUCUGUUUCAGACCUUACCUGGGGUCUAAGGAUGAUGGGGACAGGGUAGAAAUGGGGAGACAGGGUAGAAAAGGGUGCCCACUCUUUGGUGUCAAGAGAUAUGUGAGCCCUGGAUCUCUAAAAAUACUCUGUUAGAUGUUGUAUGUGCAAAUUAUGGUCUGUGUGUGUAGGACAUGUACACCUGCUGGAGCCAGACCCAGCUGGGCAGACGAUGAGUAGCUGCUUCGUGAGAGCAGACCACACUUCCUUUCUGCUUGCCACUCAAUCCUAUGGCCGCUCCCCUGGGUACCACAUCCUUAAGGUUCUCUGUCAUUUGAGAAGGGAGGCUUGGCACAAUCCCCAGUGAGACCGUUUGCAGUCACGGUGGCUCUUGGGGGAUUCACUUGCCAGGACAGAGAAGUAGGAAAAAGGGCUCUCAACCAAGAACUGGAUAAAAAGAAAUCAGACAGGGCUGGAGGAAGACAUCUUUGUCCAUCUUUGUGUGUCUGCAAAAGCUCAUGUCAGGCGGCAAGUGUCAAAGACGGGCCAUUAGACAGAGGCCACCAGAGAAAUGAGUGAUCUCGGCAUCCUAUGACUUCUCAAAUCACUUAAAUAUCCGGUCACUAAUGAAGAAAACCUUAGCCAGUCCUGUACUAUUUUGAUUUUAAUCAUCUAAUUCUUAAUCAUUAAAGAGACUUUAACAAGGUCUCUUUCCCACAAACGUAAAGAAAAUCUAUUGGGAUUCUCUGGCUCUGCUUAAGGACUUAGCGUUGGAGUCCGAAGCCCAUCAGCGAAGAGAAAGACAGUUCCAUCCAAGUUUUUAAGGCAGGAAGGAAAAUGGAAACUUGUAAUGACACACAUUGUGCCCAUCCAUCCAGACAGCAUGGGAUGUUAGGACUCUGGCGGUGGCAUGAAGACCGUUUAGCGGGCACUAAGGAAGAACGAACAUUUCUCCUAGUGUUUGAGGUCACCAGUGUACACAUUGCUGAAACCUCAGGCAAGUCUAAGUCAGCCUUAGAGACAUACUCAGGGGACAGAUCUGGUCAGAUCUUGAAAACUGUUGCAUGGGUCUUCGAGCAGUUGCUCGCUCCCCUGCCUGUAAAUCAACGCAAUGAAGGAAGAGGGCUUCUUUUGGCCGACAGUGGUAGGAACUGUACAUGUAUGUGUGUAUGUGUAUCUGUAUGUUUUGUGCAUAACUAUUUAAAGAAACUGGAAUUUUAAAGUUACUUUUAUAUGAAUCAAAAUGAUAUGCCACAGACAGAACUGAGAUAUGAUCUGGUCCCACCUUUUAGUCAUGAUGAAUGUAUUUCAUAUAUUAUCUUCAUUUAAUAAAAUCCACUUUCAAAACCAA
Messenger RNA from Alexandromys fortis (reed vole), 8348 nucleotides. RefSeq names its product fms related receptor tyrosine kinase 1 (gene Flt1). Gene Ontology annotation, biological process: vascular endothelial growth factor receptor signaling pathway; positive regulation of kinase activity; protein phosphorylation. Gene Ontology annotation, cellular component: signaling receptor complex; plasma membrane. Lineage: Eukaryota; Metazoa; Chordata; Mammalia; Rodentia; Cricetidae. Gene Ontology annotation, molecular function: ATP binding; growth factor binding; vascular endothelial growth factor receptor activity. The transcript has 30 exons. The record is from RefSeq and is a predicted model, not a curated record. Bases 1868 to 5740 code for a protein of 1290 amino acids.